This is a messenger RNA of Thermothielavioides terrestris NRRL 8126, 1351 nucleotides long. RefSeq lists its product as uncharacterized. The transcript is spliced from 3 exons. Gene Ontology annotation, molecular function: zinc ion binding; DNA-binding transcription factor activity, RNA polymerase II-specific. Lineage: Eukaryota; Fungi; Ascomycota; Sordariomycetes; Sordariales; Chaetomiaceae. The record is from RefSeq and is a predicted model, not a curated record. The coding region runs from base 172 to 1257 and encodes 361 amino acids. Gene Ontology annotation, biological process: regulation of DNA-templated transcription.
CCGAAAUUCUUCGGCCCUGCAACUGGGGACGGCGGCAGCAUAUGUAGGUACCUAGCCGUCCCGCCCGCCAGAAGCAACAGAACCCAACGGAGGGGUGAGCGUAUAAGGCAACACCGGCUGCUGGAGCUGGUCUGCAUAGCUUCGGACCAUGCACCAUCCAACACGACUAAGAUGAGCUCGCGCCGCAUAGCGUGCCAGCUCUGCCGAGACCGCAAGGUCCGCUGUCCGGGCGAACAGCCGGCUUGCGGGAGAUGCCGUCGGGCAGGGGAGCAGUGCGUCUAUCUCUCCGCGCAGCAGAGGCCAACCAAGGCUGAUCUGAGCGAGACGGUGGAGGCGUUGCAAAAGCGCUUGAACGAGACCGAGUCCCUGAUUCUCAAAAUGAGCGGGCGCUCCGGCAACUCUGUUACGAUGCCGGAUUCCUUCGUCUUUGACUGGCCUAGCAAUCCCGACUUCUCAGCUCCGGCGCCGGCGCCGGCACCGUCGAGUCUCAUGGAGGUCUCCAACACGCUGCCGGUCGCUGUUAACUCCCUCUGCAGUCCUCUCGGCAACUCCUUUGAGCUGCAUUCGUCCCAAGCAACGGCCAGUCCAAACGGAACGGCAGGGGGAAACUACGGCCAGUGCGAUAGUGGUGAGCAGAUAGAGAUGGAUUUUGAAAGAUCACCGGCCGAGCUAUGCCUCCAACCCGGGCUCCCUCUCAACAACAUCCACCAAGACGGCCACGUGCAGCAACAACUGAGAACUACCCAACUAGCCCCCGAUACUAACCACAGAUCGACGCCGUCCACGUACGGCGACAGUGACACGACCGUGGGCGGCACAGCAACGGGACAACCACCCCCCGCCGAGUCCAGCACGGCCCUUUUCGACGCCCUCAGGGCAUACUGUUCGUCCGUCAUCCGCCGCGAAUGCGAUGUAGCGGGCCUCGCCAGCGCCGUGGCCGAGUACAUGGCCUGGAUGCGCAAGGUGCCCUCGGCGGGCGCGCCGCCGGUCACGAACCGGGACUACCAGCAGAUGCUGGGCAACAUCGAGGGCCGCGUGCGCGAGCUGGUGGACGUUGCUCGGAAGGGUCACGACGGGCCGCUUCACGAUCUACUGGGCGCGGUCGGGAGAGCUUCUGGCGGGGGCGCGGUGGCCGCGGCGCGGGUGGCGGAGCUGGAGGCGGAGCUGCAGAGACUGAGGCAGGAGCAGACGCGGUUCUUUGAGAGGGACUAUGAUGCGUGUAAGCUGCUCUCGGAGCAGACGGAGAAGCGCCCGUGAUGGACUGGGCGGCAGGAGUUGACAGAGCUACUGCGCAGGAUGGAGACAAUGAAGCUAUCACGAAGUGCCUGAUACACAGAGAUGGUGAUCAAUG